This is a messenger RNA of Cyprinus carpio (common carp), 4184 nucleotides long. Its product is annotated as DNA repair protein RAD50-like. NCBI's taxonomy places the organism in Eukaryota, Metazoa, Chordata, Actinopteri, Cypriniformes, Cyprinidae. Gene Ontology annotation, cellular component: Mre11 complex; condensed nuclear chromosome; nucleus. Gene Ontology annotation, biological process: double-strand break repair; chromosome organization involved in meiotic cell cycle; telomere maintenance via telomerase. Gene Ontology annotation, molecular function: double-stranded telomeric DNA binding; ATP hydrolysis activity; single-stranded telomeric DNA binding. The record is from RefSeq and is a predicted model, not a curated record.
GGAUUUGUAGUUUUAUGAAUGCGGACGCACGUCACUGCGCCGACACGGGAAACACAUGAGUGCGUGCAGUCAAAACAAACUGGAACUUCUGUUUACGUGGAGUUUACGGCUUUAUUUAUCCUGUAAGAGGCUACAAGUCAAAGCACUGGUCCAAAAUGUCUAAGAUUGAAAAGAUGAGUAUUCUAGGAGUAAGGAGUUUUGGAGUUGAGGAUAAAGACGCACAGGUGAUCACCUUCUUCAGCCCUCUGACGGUCCUUGUGGGACCUAAUGGAGCUGGAAAAACGACCAUAAUUGAGUGUCUCAAGUACAUCACUUCAGGAGACUUACCACCAGGAAGCAAAGGAAACACAUUUGUCCAUGAUCCCAAAGAUGCUCAUGAGACAGCUGUACAAGCACAGAUCAGACUCCAGUUUAGAGACAUGAAUGGCAAUCCUAUGGAAGUCCGGAGGUCUAUGCAAAGCACACAGAAGGGCAAGAAAAAUGAGUUUAAAACUCUUGAUGGUGUCAUUACGCGUGGAGGGAAAGAGAGACUGAUCACUAAAUGUGCUGAAAUGGACCAUGAGAUGAUCUCAGCACUGGGCGUCUCCAAGGCUGUUAUCAACCAUGUCAUCUUCUGCCACCAAGAAGAGUCCAACUGGCCUCUCAGUGAAGGAAAGGCCCUCAAGCAGAAGUUUGAUGAGAUUUUCUCAGUCACAAGGUACACAAAUGUAUUGGAUGCCCUGCGGAAGCUGAGGAUAAAGCAGACCAGCAUUGUCAAAACCUGCCACAUGGAGCUCAAGUACCUGAAACAGAACAAAGAAAAAGCCCAAGAAAUUAGAGAGCUGCUGUCCACUAAAGAGGCUCAGCUGUCUUCCUCUAUAGAGAGCGUCCAACACAUCGAGAGUCAGAUUGACACACUGAAGAAUCGACUGAAUGACAUAGACAGCAGCCUCAGCAAAGUGACGAAGUUGGAUAAUGACAUCAAAGCUCUGGACAGCAGGAAGAAACAGAUGGAGGAUGAUAACCGGGAACUAGAGGAAAAGAUCAAGCAGGUGUUUCAGGGCUCAGAUGAUCAGCUACAGGACAUGUAUCAGAACCACCAGAGGACUGUGAAGGAGAAGGAACAUAGACUUACGGAGUGCCAGCAUGAGCUUGAACGGGCUGGCCGAGACUGCCAGAGGAUGAACCACAUUAAAUCUGACCUGCUAGUUGAGCAAGGCCGUCUGCAGUUGGAGGCAGAUAGGCACACACAAAACAUUAAAAAGAGGGACACCCAGGUCAAGAGUUUAGCAUCUUCCCUGGAGUUGGAGGGUUAUGACCGGACCCCUCUUAAUGAGCGACAGGUCCAGAGCUUCCACAGACAAGUCAAAGAGAGACUGGACCAGGACUCAGAGGCAUUCAACCAAACAAUGCAUGAUAUUGAGGAGAAAGAGACACAGAAGCAGCAAUGCAUUGAUGAUCUCCGUGAUAAGAAGACAGGUCUAGAGAGAACCAUUGAGCUGAAGAGAGACAUACAGGCCAAGAAACAACAGGAACUGAAAAAUAUCAAGUCUGACCUCCAAAGACUGGAGGGCUCCUCAGGCAGACUACAAGAGCUGGACACUGAACUUCAGAAAGCGGAGCAUGAGCUUGAUAAUGCUGUGCAGGCCUGUACGGUGGACAGUUUAAAGGCAGAGGUAAUUGAACUACAGAAGGAGAAAACUAAACUGGAUCAGGCCCAGCGCAGGCUAGACCAGGAGAUGGAAUUGCUUAACACACACACUGCGGCAUGCACACAGAUGGACAUGCUCAAGAAGACCAAGAUUGAAAAAGAGGAGCAAGUGAGGAAGAUCAAGUCGAGACAUAAUGAAGAGCUGGUGUCUCUGCUGGGACACUUCCCAAGCAAGAAAGAGCUAGAAGACUGGAUCUACUCCAAAACCAAAGAGAUCAACUCCACCAGAGAACGGCUCAGCAAAAUGAAUAAGGAGCUUGCAUCUGGAGAACAGAACAAGACUCACUUUACUGCAGAGAUCAAACACAAGGAAGAGCAGCUGGCUAGUUAUGAAGAGAGACUUUUUAAUGUGUGUGGCAGUCAGGACUUUGAAUCGGACUUGAACAAACUAAAGGAUGAGUUGGAGAAGUGUUCCAAACAGAUAGCCAUGCUGACGGGGGCGACAGCCGUGUACAGUCAGUUCAUCAGUCAGCUAACAGAGGAGGGCGAGCCCUGCUGUCCCGUAUGUCAGCGUGUGUUCCCAUCAGAGGCAGAGCUCCAGGACGUCAUUAAUGACAUGCAGUCCAAGCUGCGACUCGUCCCGGACAAACUAAAGAACACUGAGCAUGACCUGAAGAGGAAGGAGCAUAGGCAUGAAGAAAUUAUCGCACUGAAGCCAAUCAGGCAAUAUACAGUGGAGCUCCAGGAGAAAGAGCUGCCAGAGCUCAGAAAUAAACUCCAGCAUGUGAAUCGAGACAUUGAGAAGCUGAAAGGCGACACUGAGGAGCAGGAGACACUGCUCUGUACACUGAUGUCUGAGGAAGAAACAGCCAAGGCCUGUCUGCAGGACAUAUCACACAUGGAUCGCUAUCAGCUUGACCUGAAGGAUGUAGAGAGGAAGAUCGCUCAACAUGCAGCCAAGCUGCAGGGAGUUGACCUCAGCCGUACCAUGCAGCAGGUCAGCCAGGAGAAACAAGAGACCCAACACCGCCUGGACAUCACCUGCAGUAAGAUCGAGCUGAAGAGGAAACUGAUCCAGGACCAACAGGAUCAUAUCCAGGCCUUGAGGAGCAGCGUAAAUGAGAUUCGUGGAGAAAAGCUCCAGAUCUCCAGCAAUAUGCAGAAACUUCAACAGUUGGAGGAGCAGUGUGUGGAGUUCACCACUGAGAUCCAGACACUCCACAGAGACAUUCAAGAUGCAAAGGAGCAGGUGUCUCCUCUAGCUGCCACUCUAGAGAAGCUCCAGCAGGACAAACAGGACCUUGCUGAGCACAGGAGGCAGAAACAGGAGGAAGGACAGGAAAAGAUCAAUGCAAUCAAGGAAAAAGUUAAAAACUUGACCCUCCUUGAAGGAGAGAUUACCAAGUACAUAAAAGAUGGCAAAGACAGCUACAAAGAGAAAAAAGAAACUGAACUACAAGAGGUAGACAAACAACUACAUGAGGCUGAAAAACAGCGAGAGAAGAUCAAUAAAGACAUGGGCAACAUUCGACAAGAUAUUGACACUCAGAAGGUUCAAGAGCGCUGGCUACAGGACAACUUGACCUUACGGAAGCGCGUGGAGGAGCUGAAAGAGGUGUCCAGGGAACAUGAAGAAUUACUUAAAGAGAUGGGCAACAUGCAAGAUCUGCAACUGAGCAAUGAUCGGCAAGAAGUGGAGCGAAAGUUGGAGGACCUGAAAAAGAACCGCAGUGUGGCUCUCGGUCGUCAGAAGGGCUACGAGGACGAGAUCCUCCGUUUUCGUAAAGAGCUCAGAGAGGACCAAUAUUGUCGGGCCGAGGAUCUCUACAGAGACAAAAUGAUUGUGAUGAGAACAACAGAGUUGGCCAGUAAGGACCUGGACAUCUACUAUAAAGCCCUAGACCAAACAAUAAUGAAGUUUCACAGCAUGAAGAUGGAGGAGAUUAAUAAAAUCAUCAGAGAUUUAUGGCGGAGCACAUACAGAGGACAAGACAUUGAAUAUGUGGAGAUACGCUCUGAUGUGGAUGAAAACGCCUCUGCUGGCCUGAAAAGAAGGACCUAUAACUAUAGAGUGGUAAUGGUCAAAGGAGACACUGAUUUGGACAUGCGUGGACGUUGCAGUGCUGGACAAAAGGUUCUCGCCUCUCUCAUCAUACGGUUGGCUCUGGCUGAGACGUUCUGUCUGAACUGUGGGAUUCUGGCACUGGAUGAGCCCACCACCAACUUAGACAGAGAGAAUAUAGAGUCUUUGGCACACGCACUGGUGGAGAUAAUCAAGAGUCGUUCUCGGCAGCGUAACUUCCAGCUUCUUGUUAUCACCCACGAUGAGGAUUUUGUGGAGCUCCUAGGACGAUCCAACUAUGUGGAGCAUUUCUACAGGAUCAGGAAGAACCAGGACCAGUGUUCAGAGAUCACAAGGUGUAGCAUCAACACUCUCAACUCCUACCUGCACUGAUGCAUCAGAUCAGAUGAGAGAAGAAAGACCGUUAGUCUACAGAGGUGACAGAAUCAAAGUUCAGUUUUUGGACAGCUGUUAAGCAUGACAUUAACAAAA